GCUCAAUAUGUUCCAUUUCUGAAUCAGAGUGAACGAAAGGAAAAAAUUUGUAGAAACGUUGAAAGGCGCUGUCCGCAAAUUCGUGUAAUUUCUUACAUUUAUAGUAACUAAGUUUAAUAAAACCAUAUAACUAGUUGCUUAAUGUAUUUUCCUAAACAUAUUUGGUGAAAUUUGUUAAAUUUUCGCAUAGUAUCGUCUUUGAAAGCGAAUUGAAAAGGUUAAAAAUUGUGCUAACGCGGAGAAAAAUGCGAAGAAAUUUUAACGGGAAGAAAAAGGUGUCCAGAGUUGCUCGGUCUACUUCGCAGCAUUGUUGUUGCUGUCGUUAGCGACGUCGGUAGCAGAGGUUGUGUCUUUCGAUUUUGUCGAGAGUGUAAAGGAUUUUGUGAAAAUAUAAGAUAUUGAAAUCUGUAUAAUUAUUAGACGGUUGCUAAACUAAUACAAUUGUAUAGCUGUGUCGCAAACAAAUAAAAGAAAAUCUGUAUAAAAACCUAAAGCCCUAAAGUGUGGAAUCAAAAAUUUUUGGUUUAUAUCAAAAAUGAAUUAACGUCGCCAGCAGCGCCGUUUAACGUUUCGCUCGGGCGUUUUGACAUUUGAUGACAUUUGCGCAGCAAAAGCGAGCGGUUGAGUAUUUGCUCAAAGUGUGUAGUGGUUGAAGUGAAGCGCCCAACGAGGAAUCGGCGAAAAGGAGAAAAUCAAUCGUUUUCUUUGGCAAACAGUGAUGUACUAUCGUAAUGGUUUCCCUUUCCCUAUUUAGCUGAAAAGUAUAACGAUAUCUUGCACUUCUCCCAUAUUAUAAUGUUUACAAUGUCGGCAAUGAAGUUGUGUUGACAUUGUGCGUGACAAAUUAGAAAAUAUCAAAAAGGACACACGGACCGCUGAAGUCUAAUACCACCAAAUAAUCGUGUGUCCGAGAAGGGGCAGAAUUGACAAACAAUUCUAUAUGUUUUAGGAGGCAAAGGAACAUUGCACAUAAACUAGACAUAACAAAAACAUUACUUAAUCAAUACAAUAAUAAUUUAGUAUAAAGCUUCAAUAGAACUGCAUUCAAUGUGCCAUUUCAUCUGGAGAUAAGAUGCUUAAGUAAAGUAUUAUAUACCAAAAACAUAAAAGAAAAGAAAAGGAUACGCAACAGAAGAAUUCCCUCCACUUACUCGCGUCAAACAACAAAACUAUUACAGAAGCAGUUAUCUAAAUAAUUGCAUUCGCACCACUUUAAGAUAAUCUCUGUCUCGCUUAACAUACUUAUCCCUAACUAAAGCUUACAGUUUUGCAUACAAUAAUCAAAGUUGGUUAAAAAUUACUCUCCAGAACUCGAAUUUAUAAGUUUUAUAAAAUUUGAGCGCGUUACAAACAAAAAGUCAACGAAUGAUAGUCCAUCUAACAGAAUUUGUGGUGAUUAUUGGAUAGCUACAUGUUUGUAAAAUCACAGCAUUAACAACAUAAAACAGUAAGACAUUGCUCUAUAAUAACACAACUGUUUAGAGAAAUACAACCAGUAUAAGAAAUCCCCAAACCCUGAAACGUUUCUUUAAAAUUUCUUGGAUAAAGGAAAUAAGCGCAGCAGAAGAACAUAAGCAGGAAGAAUAACUGGAAAUAAAUACAAAGCAAGAAAAUGUCAUCGGGAACAUUUGUUGAUCGAAUUGAUCCAUUCGCUAAACGCUCACUGAAGAAGAAAAGUAAAAAAAGUCAGGGUUCCUCGCGUUACAGAAAUUCUCAGGAUGUGGAGCUUCAACAAUUGCCGCCGUUAAAAGCCGAUUGCUCGAGUUUGGAACAAGAAGAGUUAUUCAUUCGUAAAUUACGUCAGUGCUGUGUAUCUUUUGAUUUUAUGGAUCCAGUAACGGAUUUAAAAGGGAAAGAAAUAAAGAGAGCUGCUCUAAAUGACCUCUCCAAUUAUAUAACACAUGGCAGGGGAGUGCUCACGGAACCUGUGUAUCCAGAAAUUAUACGAAUGAUUUCAUGUAACUUGUUCCGCACACUGCCUCCCAGUGAAAACCCCGAUUUUGAUCCUGAAGAAGAUGAUCCGACAUUAGAAGCUUCAUGGCCACAUUUGCAGUUAGUUUACGAAGUAUUCCUGCGUUUUUUGGAAUCGCAGGACUUUCAAGCGACCAUAGGCAAACGUGUAAUUGACCAGAAAUUCGUUUUACAGCUUUUGGAGCUCUUCGAUUCUGAGGAUCCACGUGAACGUGAUUUUUUGAAAACCGUUUUACAUCGCAUCUAUGGAAAAUUCUUAGGAUUACGCGCUUUUAUACGAAAACAAAUUAAUAAUAUUUUUUUGCGUUUUAUUUACGAAACAGAGCAUUUCAAUGGCGUCGGCGAAUUACUGGAGAUAUUGGGCAGUAUCAUUAAUGGUUUUGCCUUGCCUCUGAAGGCCGAACAUAAGCAGUUUCUGGUGAAGGUGCUAUUGCCGCUGCACAAAGUGAAAUGCCUUGGGUUGUAUCACGCUCAACUGGCUUAUUGCAUCGUUCAGUUUCUGGAAAAGGAUCCAUACCUGACUGAACCGGUGGUUCGAGGACUAUUAAAGUUUUGGCCAAAAACAUGCUCGCAAAAGGAGGUUAUGUUUUUGGGAGAAAUCGAGGAAAUUUUGGAUGUCAUUGAUCCGCCACAAUUUGUGAAGAUACAGGAACCAUUGUUUCGUCAGAUCGCCAAAUGUGUGUCAAGUCCGCAUUUUCAAGUUGCCGAGCGUGCACUUUUCCUUUGGAAUAAUGAAUAUGCAAUGUCGUUGAUAGAGGAGAAUAACGCCGUCAUUAUGCCGAUUAUGUUUCCGGCACUGUACAGAAUUAGUAAAGAACACUGGAAUCAGACGAUCGUUGCCUUGGUUUACAACGUGCUAAAGACAUUUAUGGAAAUGAACUCAAAGCUCUUUGAUGAACUAACCGCUAGCUAUAAAGCUGAGCGACAAAAAGAGAAGAAGCGCGAGCGUGAUCGUGAAGAAUUGUGGAAAAAAUUACAUGAACUUGAGAUAAAUCGUGCAAAAAGCGGCAGUGCCGCUGGCACAUCAGCGGCUAAUGCGGUGCUAGGAGCUGGUGUUAGUGGCGGCAGUGCCGCCGGCUCACAACAAAUCAUCAACUCUUAUCAACAACAACAACAAUCGAAUGCUAACAUUGUAAACAGUGGAAGCGGUGGUGGCUCCGGUGACAACAAUCCUGCCUUACUUAGCGGCGGUGCACAAAGUGGCGGGACCUCAGUAAACGCCAGCGGUACGAAUGCGUUUGCCAAAGUCAAAGGCGACAAAGCAGAUAACUAAACUAUGAGGCGAACAAUGGGAUGGAUACAAAAUAAAACAAAAAACAAACAAAGUAAAAGCAAAGCAAAUAAACUUAAUAAUAUAACUUAGCGGAGUUCAAAAAACAUGAAGGAAAAUAUUGGUGUUGUGUAAGUCAGAAAAGAGCUUGGCAUUUUUUGUGCAUCUAUAACUUAGUGUAAGCCGCAAAAAACAAAGGAGCAUAUUAUUAAGUGAACUUGAAGUCCCUAUCGAAAAAAUAUAAACAAACAAAAAUUACAAAAACAUAACAACAGCACUACACCAACAUGAUCAAAAUGAAAGCGUUUCACCAACACCGGCAUCAUUAUAAUAAGAUCAGAAACUAGAAGUAGAAGCUAAAUGUUGAUAAUAGACGCAGAUGCCGGCGCAAAUAAUGUACACCACAAUGUGGAUGAAAAGCAGCACACAUACAACUGGGAUCGUGGUAUUACAUAAACAAAAGAAAAACGUAUGAAAAGCAUAAUUAAUAUUAUAUUAUGAAUAUAAAAAUACCUAUUAUUUUACGAUUAAAAAAAAAAGAAAUACUAAAUAAAAUAAUUAAUACAAGUAUAUGAGGAGGAUGAAAAUGCAAAUAAAAAUAGUGAAGAAAUGCUAGAAACUAUAAUCUAACUGUAGAACAGCAAGUCUUUCUCCUUAAAACGAUACUACUUAUACUUGUUCUAUACAACUAACGAGAACAUUUCGUGCUAUUCAUUCUAAUUCUACCAUCUUGCUAGUUAGACAACUUAGAUGCAACUGUAGCGAGCGUACUGCAAUUCAUAUGCUUUUUCACAACAAACUUUUCGUUUGAACUAAACAAUUUCUGUAGGUUUCAAUAGUAAACGUAACACGAAAAUAUUCUUUAUAUGUAGGUUGAGUAGUAAAACCAGAAUUCUUUUAUUGUUUUCUUUAUGAUUUCUUUAAGAGUGUUAAUCUUAAUUUCCUCAACGGUUUCUGUGCAAAAUAUAGUAUAUCGCUUGGAUAUAUUCGUAUGUGUAAACUUAAGUUCUUUAACAAAAUAAAUUAUAGGGAUAUUUAUUAAGCAAAAAGAAAAAAAUGGGAUUAUUUUUUAUUGAAAGAUUCAACAUAAUCAAAUCAACACGCAUUAUUUAAACGAAAACCAAACCAAAUGCGUAAUAAACAGUAUAAAAACAAAUUGAACGAAACAUUGUGUAAACCCGCAAUAAAAGUAUUAAAAACGUUUGUUAUUUCGAAAAUUCAUAAAGCAUACAAGCACAUAAAGUAAAGUAAAAGCAUACACAUUGCGAGCAAUUGUGAUUUUAUGUGACCGAGAUUCCAGUUGCUGCGUACAUCUGCUAUAGAAAUCAACGUAAAAAAUAUUCCAUACGCGAAAAAUGCUUAUACCGUUAAAAAAAAAUAGAUCAAUAAAGGUAUAUAUUCUAAUAUACAUACAUAUGCGAAAAAAACAGUGUCUAGUUGACAACUGAUAUUGUGUGUAUGAGUGCAAUAGAUUUGGUAAGGCCUAAUGCAAAACUUAUCUGUAUGUAAAAAUGAAAACAAUUACAAAAUAUACAUACAUCUAACAGUGCUAUAUUUCUCACGUUCAUGCAUAU
Zeugodacus cucurbitae (melon fly) is the source of this 4815-nucleotide messenger RNA. RefSeq names its product serine/threonine-protein phosphatase 2A 56 kDa regulatory subunit epsilon isoform (gene wdb). Gene Ontology annotation, cellular component: nucleus; cytosol; protein phosphatase type 2A complex. Gene Ontology annotation, molecular function: protein phosphatase activator activity. Gene Ontology annotation, biological process: signal transduction; protein dephosphorylation. The transcript has 11 exons. The record is from RefSeq and is a predicted model, not a curated record. NCBI's taxonomy places the organism in Eukaryota, Metazoa, Arthropoda, Insecta, Diptera, Tephritidae. The coding region runs from base 1613 to 3244 and encodes 543 amino acids.